This is a messenger RNA of Hermetia illucens (black soldier fly), 789 nucleotides long. It is a transcript of the gene RpL10, whose product is annotated as 60S ribosomal protein L10. The record is from RefSeq and is a predicted model, not a curated record. Gene Ontology annotation, cellular component: cytosolic large ribosomal subunit; ribosome. Gene Ontology annotation, biological process: translation; ribosomal large subunit assembly. Gene Ontology annotation, molecular function: structural constituent of ribosome. The transcript is spliced from 5 exons. Bases 127 to 789 code for a protein of 220 amino acids. NCBI's taxonomy places the organism in Eukaryota, Metazoa, Arthropoda, Insecta, Diptera, Stratiomyidae.
CAUUACAUUGUGUUGGCCAGCAGAGGGCACAGCAGCAUGACAUGGCAACAAAACGGAAACGGCGGGCAUCUGUCCGGCGUCCUGUCUUUCUCAUCCGACAUUUAGUAGAAGAAGGCCGCAGUCGAAAUGGGUCGACGUCCGGCAAGAUGUUAUCGCUAUUGCAAAAACAAGCCAUACCCUAAGUCACGGUUCUGUCGUGGUGUACCCGACCCGAAGAUCCGAAUCUUCGAUUUGGGCAGGAAGAAGGCCACCGUUGAGGACUUCCCGCUCUGCGUCCAUCUGGUCUCUGACGAAUAUGAACAGCUCAGUUCGGAAGCCUUGGAGGCAGGUCGCAUUUGCUGCAACAAGUACUUGGUCAAGCACUGCGGCAAAGAUCAAUUCCACAUUCGUAUGCGGCUUCAUCCAUUCCACGUUAUUCGCAUCAACAAGAUGUUAUCGUGCGCCGGAGCUGAUAGGCUCCAAACUGGAAUGAGAGGUGCCUUCGGCAAACCACAAGGUACCGUUGCACGUGUUCACAUCGGCCAGCCAAUCAUGUCUGUCCGUGCCAGUGAUCGUUUCAAGGCUCAAGUUAUCGAGGCUUUGCGUCGUGCCAAGUUCAAGUUCCCAGGACGUCAAAAGAUCUUCGUUUCAAAACGCUGGGGAUUCACAAAAUACGAUCGCGAUCAAUAUGAGAAGCUUCGCGAUGAGGGCCGUCUUGCUCCUGAUGGCUGCAACGUGAAAUACAGGCCCGAACAUGGUCCUAUGGAGGCUUGGGAACGUGUGCAACGUGACAUUCAUGAAGCUGCAUAA